Molecule: messenger RNA, 996 nt
Organism: Exophiala spinifera
Lineage: Eukaryota; Fungi; Ascomycota; Eurotiomycetes; Chaetothyriales; Herpotrichiellaceae
Exons: 1
Coding region: 1-996 (331 amino acids)
Source: RefSeq, a predicted model, not a curated record
AUGACUGCCAACAUGCAGAAAGACCCACUCUGGGAUUUCCAACAGCUGGCAGAUGGUAUUCAUCUCUACCAGCCACCAGCUGCAUCGACCUUCCUGGCUUCAGCCCCAGAUACUGGGUCCGAUGUCCAACCGACCUUGAUCAUCUGCUGUGUGUGGAUGUACGCAGCACCCCGUCACGCGGCCAAGUACUUUCGCCAAUAUCAACUCCUGUUCCCGGAGGCCCAGAUUCUCCUCUUACAGAACAACUUCAUGAAUGUCACCGUCACGCCGGACUGGGUCCAAAUGCAAGCACUCGCUCCUGCGGUGGAGGCUCUCAAAAAUUCUUUCAGGAAGAAUCCUCACUCAACCGUUUUUGUCCACGCCUUUUCCGGAGGCGGUUGCCACAGUGCUAUCCAGCUCGCACAAGCCUAUCGGGAGAACAUACAGUCAGGGUCAAAGUCUGAAGAGUUACCUCUUGAGAUUCCCAUUUCGGCAAUGGUGUUGGACUCGUCCCCUCCGCACGGGAGCCCACCUUUGCAGACAGCCGUGGCGGCUGCCUUGUCAUUUCUUCCAAAGAAAAGUGUGACUCGACGAAUGCUGGCAACUCCGAUCGCGUGGGCGGUCAUCGGUAGCUGUGCCCUAUUCAAUGACCUUGGAUUGAUCGAAUCGUCGCCGAGCAAGAUCUGGCGGUGCUUGAAUGAGCCCGACGGCUCCUUCCUGUUCAAACACGAUCACGCCGUGGAUACGCUCGGGUUCAAUCCAUCGAAGAGGACUGUUCCCCGUACAUACAUCUUCGGCAAGGGAGAUCAACUUGUCCCACAUGAGCAUAUCGUCCUGCACGCAGCUGAGGCACGCAACAAGUGUGUAGUGUUUGCAUCAGAGGCAGACCCGAACGAAUCAAUUCGCUUGGAAGAAUUUAUUGGGAGCCCACAUGUUAACCAUGUGUCGGUUGACACGCAGAGAUAUUGGCAAUUGGUGAAGGAUACUGUUGAAAGGGGUCUGGCGAUUGAUGAAUAG